Messenger RNA from Sinocyclocheilus grahami, 2712 nucleotides. RefSeq names its product La ribonucleoprotein 4Ab (gene larp4ab). The coding region runs from base 325 to 2631 and encodes 768 amino acids. Lineage: Eukaryota; Metazoa; Chordata; Actinopteri; Cypriniformes; Cyprinidae. The transcript is spliced from 17 exons. Gene Ontology annotation, cellular component: cytosol; cytoplasmic stress granule. The record is from RefSeq and is a predicted model, not a curated record. Gene Ontology annotation, biological process: positive regulation of translation. Gene Ontology annotation, molecular function: mRNA 3'-UTR binding.
ACGGAUGGGGUGCUCGCUGCUCGCAUUGUCUGUCGGGACGGUGGCGGUGAAUGUCUGCCGUCUGUCAGAAACGCUCGCUGAUGCCCAUUAAGGCUUAUUAGUGUAUAAAGUAACGUUCGACCCGUACUGGAGAUAGAUUCGCAAGCGUCAGUGCUCCCUUUUCUUCCUUCCUUCAUUCGUUGAGUUUCUGAAACGGUAAGACAAACCGACCCUAACUAGCUAGAGCAAGCGCUUGUUGCGUUCAGCCGGCGAGGAGGAGAGGAGAGGAGUGGCGGAUCGGGCGAGGAGGCGCACGGCGCUUGAUCGCAGAGCCAAAGGCGGCCGAUGACUUCGGAGAGCAGCAGCCAAGCGCAACAGAAGGAGGAGGUCGAGCCGGGAUCAGUCGCCCGAGAUCAAGAGGAGAAAACCGGAGAGGACCCAGGCGGCAUGGUGACCACCAAGGGGGCCAGUCUGAAUCCCAAUGCUAAAGUGUGGCAGGAAGUGUCUGCACCAAACACCCAGGCUCCAGAGGCAGCCACAGAGACGUGCCAUUGGCCACAAGCAGAUACUGUCUCCACAGAGGAGUCGGAAGGUUUCAAGGAGUAUGGUGUUGGCUAUGGUGACUCUGAGUCAGCCCCUCCUAUGGAGAACAGCAUGUUGAAUGGCAUGGAGUCCGCAGAACUGGCUUACCCACUCUACGAACCAGUGGAGGGUGAGACGGUCGAGGAGCAGCCUCCGCUGUCUGAAGAGAGUCUGAAGGAUUCACUGAAGAAGCAGCUGGAAUUUUGCUUCUCAAGAGAGAAUCUCUCCAAGGACCUUUACCUGAUGUCUCAGAUGGACAGUGAUCAGUUUGUCCCUAUUUGGACUAUUGCAAGCAUGGAGGGGGUCAAACUGCUGACUACUGAUAUGGACCUGAUACUUGAGGUGCUACGAGCUUCUCCCAUGGUGCAGGUGGAUGAGAAAGGUGAGAAGGUACGGCCAAACCACAAGCGAUGCAUCAUCAUCCUCAGAGAGGUUCCUGAGACCACGCCUGUAGAGGAGGUGGAGGCCCUGUUUAAAAGUGAAAAGUGUCCACAGGUUAUCAGUGUGGAGUUUGCGCACAAUAACAACUGGUACAUCACAUUCCAGUCUGACACAGAUGCUCAGCAGGCCUACAGAUACUUGCGUGAGGAAGUCAAAACCUUUCAGGGCAAACCAAUUAUGGCUCGAAUCAAGGCCAUAAACACGUUCUUUGCUAAGAACGGUUAUGGGGCCGUUGACUCUGGGGUUUACGCCACUCCAUCACAGUACUCCUCUCCAGUUUACCUGCAGCAGGUGUACCAGCCUCCACAGCAGUACCCUCUCUAUAGCCUCCUGCCACAGACAUGGACCCCCUCACCGACCCCUUACUUUGAAACGCCACUGGCUCCAUUUCCCAACAGCACAUUUGUUAAUGGCUUUGGCACAGCAGGAAACUACAAAACUGGCUCCUCUCCAAUCAGCCUUACGCGCAACUACCCCCGCAACCGACUUCCACUUUAUUCCAGAAAGAAUGUAAUCAAUUCCUUCAGAAAUCAUGUAAAGCCACAGCCUCAUGCUGAUGUGUGUCAGCUGACAGAGACUUCGUCUGGUACCGAUAGUCCCCAGCCUCCAUGCACUCCUACUUCAGACACCACUGCCUCCGCCCUCACUCCGCUCUCUGAACCGCCAGCUUCCCCCAGAGAGAACCACCACUCAGACCUCGGCAACAGCAGCCGGGCCAGGAGAGGAAGCUAUCGUGGCAUGAGGAGGAGAAGAGAAGAUGAGAGAACGAGGCCGAAUCCUGAAUCAGAAGUGAAAGCUCCACCCCCUAAGUUUGACCUCGCAACCACUAACUUCCCGCCAUUACCAGGAGGUGCCCCGAGUCGUCUGCCAGGUGUAACCGUGCAAACUGAGUCGGUGUUGGAAAAUCGCAUGGCAGAUGUAGUUAAGGGCAUCAGCAGGGACAAGCCGGAAACAAGUAAGCAAGAUGUCAGUCAAGAUCCUGGAACUUGUCCAGUGGAAGCUCAAUCGACUGGACCCUCUACUCCAGCGCCAAAGCUUCCUGCCACAAAACAGGACACACCUACCACUAGUACGUCAAAUCAAGUGAAGAGACCUGAGAAAGAGGUCCAGGUCUCCGACACACCUCCAGACCAUGCGUCGGUGACUACAAAGCACGUCCAGCCCAUUUCUGCCCCCAAAACUUCACGCAGCCAAUCAAGCACUUCAAACACUGCAUCUACACCACCUGUCCUAACAAGCACAACUGUCCAGGAGCCUCGGAAGCUGAGCUAUGCGGAGGUGUGUCAGAGGCCACCCAAAGACCCUCCCCCUGCACCGGCUGCCCCACCUAGCCCCAGCCCCACCCCUUCUCCCACCACAAACCAACCACUACGUGAACUUCGCGUCAACAAAGCGGAAGGCCCAGCCUCAUCCCGCUGCAGUCCUGGCGAGAAACUGGAGAAAGGAAACGAGAGUCGGACUUCCAGAGAGCAGACUGGCUACCAACGUGGUAACGGCCCCAGAGGGUCAAGUUUUAAGCUCGGAGAGCAACAGAGAUGGCCUCUACAGGGUCGGCGCUCCUCUCCACAGACGGGGUACUACAGACGCAGUGGAAAAGAACAAAACAUCCCACCCAGAUCGCCAAAGUAAUGCCUCGUAUGCCCACAACACACGUGCACACUUGUGUGUAUGCUUGGAUACACAACUUAUAUAUAUGAAAGUAAGAGUAUA